CCGUUACUCCUCGGCCAGGACAGAACACUGAUCUCACAUCGUUCUUCCACAAACACGCAUUCAAUAUGGAUUCCGAUGUCGUUGUUAUUGGAGCUGGACUUAGCGGUCUUAGUGCUGCAAAAUGGCUAUCCGAAUCAAAUGUCAAAGUUAUUCUUUUAGAAGCUCGAGACCGUGUUGGUGGGAGAACUCUUACAAAAAGGGAUCCAAAAGUCAAUUACGUUGACAUUGGAGGUGCAUACGUUGGGCCAACUCAGAAUCACCUGCUGCGCAUGGCGAAAGAAUUUGGAGUGGAAACUUACAAAGUUAAUGAAGUUGAAGAUCUAUUGCACUACAAAAAUGGCCGAAGGAAACGUUUCCGCGCAACUGAGAUGCCGGUUUUUCGAAAUCCGUUUGUCAACAUGGACUUGAACAACAUCUUUUAUUUGAUGGACAAAAUGGGAGAAGAGAUACCUGAAGAUGGUCCAUGGCUAGCACCACAUGCUGAAGAAUGGGAUACCAUGACCUUCGGAGAUUUUUUAAAACAAAACUGCUGGACUCAAGCUACAAUCGAUUUCUUCAAAAACUUUAUCAACAUCAUCAUUACUUCUGAGCCUUACGAAGCUUCUCUUCUAAGUUUUUUGUGGUACAUUAAACAAUGUGGUGGAACCAGAAGAACUUUUUCGACAACAAAUGGUGGACAGGAGAGGAAAUUUAAAGGAGGAUCUCAACAAAUUAGUGAAAAAAUGGCUGCAAAGUUAGGAAGUGACAUUGUUAUCAUGAAUAGUCCUGUAGUAUCCAUAAAUCAGGAAUCUAAGGAUGUAGUUGUGGUGAAGACUCUGAAUGGUAAAGAUUAUAAGACCAAAUAUGUUAUCCUCGCUAUUCCUCCCAUCUUGCAAAUGAAGAUCCAUUUUACUCCUGAUUUGCCAGCUCUUCGGAACCAACUUAACCAAAGACAACCGAUUGGAUCUGUUAUGAAGACUAUUUUGUACUAUAACUCGACGUUUUGGAGAGACCAUGGACUUUGUGGAUCUCUUCUCGUCGAAGGUGGGGAAGAACAUCCUAUGUUUCUUACCCUCGAUGACACUAAGCCGGAUGGGACUCAUCCAGCAAUAAUUGGAUUUAUUCUGGCAGACAAAUGCCGUAAACUGCAUCUCUUAAGUCCUGAAGAGCGUCGUAAUCUACUAGCCAAAAGUUUGGCCCAAGCAACCGGACUAAAAGAAUUCCUAAAACCUAUCCAUUACGAAGAGAAAAACUGGAUGGAGGAACAAUACUCUGGUGGUUGUUACACUGCUAUGUGUCCACCUGGAUUUCUUACUAGAUAUGGAAGGAUUUUGCGAACCCCAAUAGACAGACUUCAUUUUGCUGGUACUGAGACUGCAACUCUGUGGUCUGGUUAUAUGGAUGGGGCAAUUCAAGCGGGUGAGCGUGCAGCACGAGAAGUUUUGCAUAACAUGGGCUUGAUAACAGCAGAUCGUAUUUGGCAGACAGAACCUCAAUCUCAAGACGUUGUCCCACAGCCAUUUCAUGUAACAUUUUCUGAAAGAUAUACACCCUCUAUACCAAGAUUUUUGAAGUUCGUUUCAUUUUCAACUGUUAUUGGAGCAGCAACUGUUCUUUUCCUGAGGUGUCCUCGAUUAAUGAAAAACUUAAAAGUUUGAUGAAACAUACUAGUCUAUGAAUUUUUCCAGUCAAAGGGAAGUUUUAAUUUAAAACUCAAAAAUAAACAAUACCGAAAUUUA
Messenger RNA from Uloborus diversus, 1718 nucleotides. RefSeq names its product amine oxidase [flavin-containing]-like. The record is from RefSeq and is a predicted model, not a curated record. NCBI's taxonomy places the organism in Eukaryota, Metazoa, Arthropoda, Arachnida, Araneae, Uloboridae. The coding region runs from base 66 to 1637 and encodes 523 amino acids. The transcript has 14 exons. Gene Ontology annotation, molecular function: oxidoreductase activity.